UGGUCGACUGCCCUAUCUGCAAACACCAGUGUCACCUGAAGGAUGUCGUGGAGAAUUACUUCCUGAGGGACAGUGGGGCCGAGGCGGCUGCCACCAGCCAGGGGUCGAGUCAGUGCUGUACCAGCUGCGAGGAUAACGCGCUGGCCACCAGCUACUGUGUGGAGUGCUCAGAGCCGCUCUGCGAGACCUGCGUGGAAGCCCACCAGCGGGUCAAGUACACCAAGGACCACACGGUCCGGGCCACAGGCAGUGGCAAGGCAAAGGAGGGGGAGCGUGCCGUGUACUGCUCCGUGCAUAAGCAUGAGCCCCUGGUGCUCUUCUGCAACACGUGUGACACACUGACCUGCCGUGACUGCCAGCUCAACGCGCACAAGGACCACCAGUACCAGUUUCUGGAGGACGCAGUGAGGAACCAGCGCAAGAUGCUGGCGACACUGGUGAAGCGCCUGGGGGACAAACACGCCAGCUUGCAGCGCUCCACCAAGGAAGUGCGCAGCUUCAUCCGCCAGGUGACGGAUGUGCAGAAGCGGGUGCAGGUGGACGUAAAGAUGGCCAUCCUCCAGAUCAUGAAGGAGCUCAACAAGCGUGGCAAGGUGCUGGUGAGCGACGCUCAGAAGGUGACGGAGGGGCAGCAGGAGAAGCUGGAGCGGCAGCACUGGGCCAUGACCAAGCUGCAGCGGCACCAGGAGCACAUCCUUCGCUUCGCCUCCUGGGCCCUGGAGAGCGACAAUAGCACCGCUCUGCUGCUCUCCAAGAAGCUGAUCUACUUCCAGCUCCACCGCGCCCUCAAGAUGAUAGUGGACCCUGUGGAGCCGCAGGGUGACAUGAAGUUCCAGUGGGACCUCAAUGCCUGGACCAAGAGCGCCGAAAGCUUUGGCACCAUCAUCUCGGAGCGCAGCCUUCCCCCCCCCCCCCCCGCGGGCCCCCAGCCCCCAGCCCCCAGCCCUGCCGCGGGUGCCUCACAGGGGCCCCGGCAAGCCACGGUGGUGAGCAAAGGGCAAUAUGCCCCCGGCCCCCUCCUGCAGCCUCUGACGGGCCCCCAAAUAGGGGCUGAGGAGGGGCAGGGGGCACCCGCCAAUGGCCCCCUCGAAGCUGCUGUCACAGGAGUGAAGAGGAGAAAACACGUUAAUCCUCCUGGGGAGGAGGAGAAGUUCAUUAAGAAGCUGCCCAUUAAGCGGAGCUGCCCGCCCGGGGGCCUUGUGAGUGCCCUCCUCCACAAGGUGCCACGGGUCAGCCUGGAGCGGCUGGACCUGGAUCUGUCGGGAGCGGCACAGCCCCCCGUCUUCCGUGUCUUCCCCGGCACCUCGGCCGAGGACUUCAGCCUCAUCGUCAUCGAGCGGGGGGCGCAGCCGCAGCCCCCCGUGCCCCUCGCCAUCAAGGAGGAGCAGCAGGAGGCGGCCAUCGGGGACACCCAGGACACCAAGCCAGUGGGGCUGCUUCCUGAGCACCCCAGGGUGCCGGGAGUCCCCGGCCCCUCGUUGGGGCUGGGAUCUGUCCCCCCAGGAGCACCCCCCGCCCCCGGUGUCUCCUGUUGCCGUGUCUGCUGCCAGGCCGGUGCCGUGGUGAUGUGCGACCGUUGCGACCGUUGCUACCACCUCGAUUGUCACCUCCCUGCCCUACAGGAGGUCCCCAGCCCCGAGUGGAAGUGUCUGCUGUGCCAGGACCUGCCACCCCCCAGUGAGGACCUCGUCGAUGGCUUCAAGGAGGGGCCACCCCACAAACUCUGCCCCCUGGACCAGCAGAAAUGUGAGUACGUGCUGCUGGAGCUGCUCUGCCAUGAUCCCUGCCGGCCCCUUCACCGCCUCUCCAGCUCCCCGGAGGACCAUGACGCCAUCGACCUGACCCUCAUCCGCGCCAGGCUGCAGGAGAAGCUCACCCCCCACUACCGCUGCCCCGAGGAGUUUGCCUGCGACGUCUGGAGGAUGAUCCGGCAGUUCAACCAGCUAACCGAGGACAAGGCGGAUGUUCAGUCCAUCCUGGGCCUGCAGCGGUUCUUCGAAGCCCGGCUCAACGCCGCUUUUGGUGACCGCAAAUUCUCCACCCUCUUCCUCGAGCCUGUCAUCCCUGUGGAUGAGGCCGAAGGCUCCCCAGUCCCCCCCGCCGGCCCUCUGGGCCUCUGA
Phaethon lepturus (White-tailed tropicbird) is the source of this 2120-nucleotide messenger RNA. It is a transcript of the gene TRIM28, whose product is annotated as tripartite motif containing 28. Lineage: Eukaryota; Metazoa; Chordata; Aves; Phaethontiformes; Phaethontidae. Gene Ontology annotation, molecular function: zinc ion binding; transcription corepressor activity; protein binding. The record is from RefSeq and is a predicted model, not a curated record.